GAUAUAUUUGAUUAAUGUUGGGCUUUUAUUAAACCCAUUAGUUUAAACGGGCCGGCAAUUAACGUUUAAAUUUGGGCCGACUCUAACGUGAAAUACUAGUCGAGAAAACCCUGCCGCCGCCGCCGCAGCUCCGGUAAACCUGAUGGCGGCGACGACGAAGAAAUCGUUUCUUUUUCUCUCUCUGCUCGUGUUAUCUUCUACGCUGACUAAUUCCUUCCUCUUAUCCAACUACCACACCCUAUUUUCCCUCUCCCACUCCCUCACUUCCCGCGUCGCCACACUCCGAUCCGCCCGCGGCGAUUAUGAGGGGGCGGCGAGGGCGAGAGCGUUGGCCCGUAAUCUCGAGCGGGGGCUGGGGGUGGGGUUCUACAAGUUCGCUUUGAAUGUUGGAUGGGAUUAUGUGAAGAAUUACGCGUGGAGAGACACGAUGUCGUUUGGAACCCUAGGCGGCCUACUGUCGGAUCUGAAUGAGUUGUUAGGGUCUUUGAGUGAGUUGAAUCGCAUCAACUCGGAUGCGGAGAGGUUGGCUUGGGUCAGUCGGAAUUACAAAAAUGCCCUUAGGGUUUCGAAAUCCCUCUUCUCUCGAUUGCUCGAAGUUUUCCGGUCAAUCUGGGCCACUGCGGGAACUGGUGGAGACGCUGCAGAAGGAAGUUAUGGAGGGUGGUUUGCUGAAGGAUUGUCUCGAGUUGGGUUCUGAUGACCUCAAGGGUUUGCUACAAGUUUUCAAGGACAUUGCUCUCCAAUAUGCCUCCUCAGCUGCUCCCAACACUGACCUCUGAACGAUACAUACCUGUUUUUUCGUUGGAUGGCAUUUAUUUAUUUAUUUACGCUGCAUGCGAAAAGUUUAAUCUGCUGACUAUGGAUGUAGCAGUAAUGUAAUAUUAUCAUAUAUGGGUCGGUGGUUUGGCAGUGUUGCUAGGUGACGGACUAUUUGACAUCAAAGUAUGGUUGAUCGACUGAACUGAAGUACACUUGUCUGAAAGCCCUUGUUGCUUGGAAGAACGGGCUGCGUCUGAUAUUUUCAGAGGUUGAAGUCCUGAAAAGCUUCUGGGAUUUUUUUUUGAAAAUGUGGUCUAUGUGCAAGGUGUUAACAGUUAUUUUCCGAGUUCGCCUGUCGUAAAGUUCUCGUCCCUGGAAGGCGGGUUCUAUUUUGGUGUUUGUCAACAUUUUUGAUAGUUGAUCCCGUUCUAUUUGUGAAGUAUGUAUUUUUGUUGUACACUGAUGCCUGUUUGAGAACCGUGAUUAUUCACGGCUCUAGGCCUAAACUAUUCCACAAGGGUGGGAAGUUCGAUUGUAACUUGUUUCUGUUCGUACAAAUCUUGUAUUUGUUUUCCUUUUGAUCUACCGGCUUGUAACUCUUAAUGAUUUGUCUUAGUAAACAGCCUUAUGGUCAUAUAAUAACAUCUGUCAUUUGAUCUUUUUAGAUGUUA
Molecule: messenger RNA, 1430 nt
Organism: Erythranthe guttata (spotted monkey flower)
Lineage: Eukaryota; Viridiplantae; Streptophyta; Magnoliopsida; Lamiales; Phrymaceae
Product: adenine phosphoribosyltransferase
Source: RefSeq, a predicted model, not a curated record